AUGGCGGAACAGACAUUGCUGGCCAUCGAGCAGCUCCACCGGCUCGGCUACCUGCAUCGUGACGUGAAGCCGGGGAACUUUGCGCUCGGCCCGCCCUCGCGCCCCCACAACGUGCACAUCAUCGACUUUGGCCUGUCGCGCUGUUACACGUGGGGAGAGAGGGAGCUGCGCCCGCAGCGCGAACGGGCCAGUUAUCGUGGGACGACUCGAUACGCUUCUCUGGCCGCGCUGACCGAGAAGGAUCAGAGCCGGAAGGACGAUCUGGAAAGUUGGCUUUACGUGGUAAUGGAAUGGACAUCGGGCGGAUUGCCGUGGAAACGAGAAAAGGGAAAGGACAAGGCCAAGGUCGAGGCGCAGAAGAAGGAGCUGCGCACCAACGAGACCCUCCUCAACCAGGCGAUGAAGGGCUGCCCCAAAGAAACGUACGUGCGCAUCAUGCGCUACCUGGACGACCUCGAGUACUACGACGUGCCCGACUACACUUACAUCUUUGGCACGAUCCGGGACACAUUUAUGAUCAACCAUCUGGACCCGUUCGCGCCGCUGGACUGGGAGACUGGGCGCAAGUUUCAGCCCAGCGCCGAGUGCAUUGGCGAUGGGAUCCCACCGUUUACUAAGGCCGGUUUCCAGAGGCAAUGCGAGGACCAGACCCAGCAGGACCACAACAACAACGAG
This is a messenger RNA of Mesorhabditis spiculigera, 675 nucleotides long. Lineage: Eukaryota; Metazoa; Nematoda; Chromadorea; Rhabditida; Rhabditidae. The record is from the annotation of a GenBank genome assembly.